AUGCCCGUCGCGUUACAUAAGGUGCAAAAGCACAUUUCCAAGAAGAGAGGCGCUGCCGAUGCGCUCCACGAGAACAGCCGUGAUGCUCGACGUUUACGUCGAGCGGGGCAUCGCGAUGAUCGUCUGUCCCGCCAUGCUUCCAUGACUUUAAAGGCCCGCCAACCAUACACUGAUCGGAUUGAGUUCUUCCAUGAUGCCGUUCAAUCAAUUGACCAACCCUUGACCGAUGCCGACUUGACUGAAUUGGUUACGAGAUUCAUCAACCGAGACACAGAAGAGCUUACCCAACUCCAACAAGAACGGCGAAAAGGCCGACCUCCCACUCGACGGGAGGAAGCAUUGAAGCAACGAUUACAGACGGAGGAGAAAGAAUUCAAAACGGGCUUCUGGAUGCCAGAUCUCACGGAAGAGGAUGUACUUUUUGCUUUAAAGCGAUGGAAUGGCCAGUGGUCAGGUCUUAGUACCCUGAAAUUCCUCCGGUUGUUCCAGGGGGGAAACAAGCAAGCCUCGAGCUUCCCACCGAAGGGUGCGUCAUGA
Molecule: messenger RNA, 537 nt
Organism: Penicillium chermesinum
Lineage: Eukaryota; Fungi; Ascomycota; Eurotiomycetes; Eurotiales; Aspergillaceae
Product: translation machinery-associated protein 16
Exons: 3
Coding region: 1-537 (178 amino acids)
Cellular component (GO): nucleus
Source: RefSeq, a predicted model, not a curated record